GACCGCGUGCUGGUGCUCAGUCACGUACGGAAAUGUUUGGACGAAUUGCACAAAAUUAAACCAAAAUAACAUCAUGAGCGGAAAGCAUACGCGCUUGCGUUACUACACCACCAUGGAGGAGGCCACCAUGGUGCGGGUGUGGCGUGAUUAUCUCGGCCAGAUACCCACGUACGGCGACAAUCUGCCAAUCUUUCGCGACGUUGCACUGAACAUGCAGCAAUGCGGCAUUCGGCUGAACAAACAGGAGGUUCGCCGUCGCAUCAAUAGCUACCGCAAUAAGUAUUUAACCGAACGCAGUCGGUUGGAGGGCAAUCCGGAGCAUGUAACGGAAUGGCGUCUAUACCCGCUUGUCGACUGCCUUUUCCAACCCAAGCGACCCACGGCGGACAUGCACCUGGCCCAGAAUGUGCUCGAGUCGGCGGCCAUGAGGGUGCGCAGCGAGCAACCGGAUCUGCCCAACAUUCCCAGCUCCAUGUCCAGGGCGCCGUUUGUGAAGUUUGAGCGCGAUCCGGAUGGCUGUGCCUUCCUGGAGGCCCCACCAGCACCAACACCUCAAUCGUACCUUUCCUCCCAGAGCACAGUCAAGACUGAACCCAAGCCGCUUGAGGCGGACGACGCAAACAGUCCAAUCUACGCAGAGAGCACCAAGCGACGGACACCCCUGACGCCCGCCAAUUAUCAGCUGCCCCUGGACGAGCGCAUGGAGAUGGGUGCGAAUGGCCAGAUGGAGUACAAUGCAAAGAAGCGACGCGGCCGCCGCAGCAUACUGCCGCGCAUGGGCCAGAUCUCGCUGGCCCAACUGGAGGCGUUGCGCAUGCAGAACAGUGAACUGGAGCGGCAGAACGAGAACAACCAGUUGGAGUUGGAGUUCAAGGAGCGGCAAUACAAUGAGCUGGAGCAGACCCUCGACCUCUGGAUGCAUCAGCAGGAGGUCUUUCUGCUCCACUUUGAUCGCCUGGGCUUUAAAAGCACUGAGGAGUAGCCACCAGUCGCUCGCCAUACCUCAAAGCCCCCCUGCUCGUUGAUCUAUUGAAUAGUUAGCUUUAAUUGUGUACAAAGGCACCUUCUAGGCUAUUGUAGCGAACCGAAGAUUUACAAUUACGUUCUCAUUAUAUUCUGGAUUAAUUAAUUUCUCAUUUAAGUGCUAGUCAAAAUGAAUUGACAACGAAGCUAUAGAGAAGAGAUUUCUGAAACUAUUUUAGUUUAAUUUUCAGUUUAAUAACUACGUAGACCUAAGCCUCGAAACAAUUUGCAUGAAGCAAAGAAGAAAUUUUAUUUUUAAGUUUAUUUUUGGAUUCGCCCUUUAAGCCCAAAAAAAAAAGAGAAAUU
Drosophila obscura is the source of this 1329-nucleotide messenger RNA. RefSeq lists its product as uncharacterized. The transcript has 2 exons. The record is from RefSeq and is a predicted model, not a curated record. Gene Ontology annotation, cellular component: nuclear body. Lineage: Eukaryota; Metazoa; Arthropoda; Insecta; Diptera; Drosophilidae. Gene Ontology annotation, biological process: positive regulation of DNA-templated transcription. The coding region runs from base 74 to 982 and encodes 302 amino acids.